Molecule: messenger RNA, 681 nt
Organism: Fraxinus pennsylvanica
Lineage: Eukaryota; Viridiplantae; Streptophyta; Magnoliopsida; Lamiales; Oleaceae
Source: the annotation of a GenBank genome assembly
AUGGCUUUAGCUCGUUUGGCUUUGAAAGAUUUGCAAAAGCGGGUGGUUUCUCCACUCUAUUCUUUUUCAUCUCAACAUGCUACUUUCUGUCUUUCCCAUAAACAGAGUUGGAGUUCUAAAUUUUUGAGGGCGUUGUCGACCGCGUCCGAAGAAAAGUCCCAACCCCGGGAAGUCUCUGUGGCUGAAGGUGGCAAAAAACCCAAGCUAUCUCCAAGAAGAAGAACCAGAAGGGCUCUUUGGAGAAACAACCGUGACUUUGUUCCUGCUCUUUGGGAAUUCUUUCCCUCAGGACUCGGAAAUGCAAUUAUACAAGCAACAGAGAAUAUCAAUAGGGUAUUGGAAAAUCUGCCACCGGUGAUGAGGAUUAAAGAGCAAGACGAAUGCUACAAAGUGAGGGUUGAGGUGCCGGGACUAAGCAAAGAAGAUUUGAAGAUUACAGUUGAGGAUGGGAUGUUGACAAUCAAAGGAGAGCACAAGGAAGAGGAGGAGCAUGGAUCUGAAUCUGAUGAUGAGUCUUGGUCAUCAAGAAAUUAUGGUUACUUUGAUAGCAGUGUGAUUCUGCCUGAGUAUGCGAAGGUUGACGGGAUAACUGCAGAAAUGAAACAUGGCGUGCUUAAUAUUACUAUUCCAAAAACUACUGAGAGGCCAAAGAAGGACGUGAAGGAGAUUCAAGUGAAUUGA